Heterotrigona itama is the source of this 3516-nucleotide messenger RNA. The record is from the annotation of a GenBank genome assembly. Lineage: Eukaryota; Metazoa; Arthropoda; Insecta; Hymenoptera; Apidae.
CUUUGAUUUCAUGAUUUGCAGUCGACAGACGAACGUAACAAUUCUUACAAAACAAUUCACCGAGAUGCGUCACUACGUUACAACUAUUCAGUAAUUUUCUACAAUUACCUAUGGAGUAUUGAAAGUCAAGUUUAAACAAGUUUGGCUUAUGAACGAAUAAUGAAAGAAAACAUUACGAGAGGAUGCGUAAUUGACUUGGAUCUUCGAUCCUCUGAUAAAAAUUUACGAUACUAACGACAAGAGAAGCAAAACGUGUGCCAAACAUUCCCAAGUGCUAAUUUCUCUUCUGCGAAGAAAACCUCGCGAUUGCAACGUGGACAAACUCCAGGCAUUUAUUAAUCAACGUUAUCUGCUUUUUGUCGGUAUUUGAAGACACACAUCAUAAAGAUUUUUGUUUAGAUCAACUUGUAACAAUUUACAUAUUAAUAUCCUCUUUUUCUUCGAAUUAUCUGUAUGAUGUACGUUCUAACAUUCGUGAACGUUUACGGAGUAAUCAUGAAUACGACAGAUUUCACACAUAGUUACUCUUGAACUUUGCCAUAAUUAAUUUUUUUUGGUGUGAAAACAAUUUAUACAAACUCUCCAAAAAAAUGUUUAAAAAUGUCGAACGUCAAUUAUUGAUCGAUGAAAAACAAAAGACAAAUAUCCAAGUGUACAAUUAUAAGUAACAAUAUCACGAAUAUUUCGCUUAUUGUACUACAAAUAUAAAAAAAUGCACGAUUACUCUUAUCGGUAAUGUUCGAAGUAUAUAUACAUUUUUUUUUUUAUGUUUACAAAUUAUACUUCACAUUACAUUGGUAAACGUGUGAAGAAGGAAGUGAAUGCAUCUGACACAUGCAGCAAACGUCAAGUCAUAGUGCAAGUGGCUCUGUGACUCAAAGAGGUUAAGAGGGCUGCCCGAUAGAAAUGGCAGCGAUAAAGGGCCUGGGAAGAAAUAUCCCCUAUCUGAGGCAACAAUUCGCUGCCCUUUUAGGAAACACUAGCACCAGUGUCAAAUUCAUAUGCGUAGUCGUCCUGUUUUCCUAUUGCCUUUCUUUCUCCACGGAAACGGUACGUCUACUGAGCGUGACACCAGGUUAUCUACUGCCUCCAGCUUUUUGGAUCUGGACAGCGUUUACUUUCUGUUUCCUUGAGAUACAUUUCUGGGAAGUGUGCGUGGACAUCGUGACGGUAGGCCUCUGUGGCAAAUUGAUUGAACCAUUAUGGGGCGCGAUGGAAAUGAUGACUUUCUUCGCAAUCGUAAAUUUCGGCGUCGCUGUACUGUCCGCUUUGUUUUAUUUAUUCCUCUAUAUGUGCACCAAUGAUCCUGAUUUGUUAUUUGAUAUACACAUUCACGGUUUAACUGGAUAUAUUGCAGGUGUCACAGUAGCUGUAAAACAAAUAAUGCCAGAUCAUAUUUUAGUCAAAACACCAAUUGGGAAAAUUACAAAUAGAAAUAUACCAUUAAUGGUUUGGGUCAUGGGAAUGAUAUUAUGGCUUUUUGGAUUACUAGAAGGCACUCAUCCAACUAUGUUUCUGAGUGGUAUAUUAAUAUCAUGGAUAUAUCUUAGAUUCUAUCAAAAACACAACAAUGGUACACGUGGUGAUAUGGCAGAUAAUUUUACAUUUGCAAGUUUCUUUCCAAAUGUCUUACAACCACCAAUAGCAGUUGUAAGUAACACAGUACAUGGCUUUUUUGUACGAAUUGGAAUUUGUAGAAAAGUAGUUAGAAGAUUUGACAUGUCCAAUGCUCCACCUGGUCUCAUUAUAAAUCUUCCUGGUAUCGAUCCACAUGAUAGUGAGAGAAGAAGGCAAAUAGCAUUAAAAGCACUAAGUGAAAGAUUAAGUAAGGAUCAUGCAAAACCAUGGCAACAGGAAAGAGCUAAAAAACAUUCUCCAGUACCUCCUGCAGUUUCAAUUCCAAUUCCUGAUACCACUACACCCAAACCACUCGCAUCUCCUCUCAUUCCCCAAGUUAGUGUUAAUAUACAUAAUCAUACUUCUACUGCUACGUGAUUGCAUCAGAUAGACUGAUUUCAAAUACAUUAUAAAUAUAUUAAGAAACUUCUAAAGAAAAUGUUAAUAAUAUGUAACAAUAUUGAUAAUAUGGCAAUAUUUAGUAAAAUAGUAAUUUUUAAUAAUAUAUAAGCAAAGCACGAUUAUAAAAAACAGAGAAAGUAUUGCUAGAUUCUUCUAAAUUUUAAUUAUUCAAUUACAUCGAAAAAGCAUUUAUCUUUUAAUAUCUCUUAAUAAAUCCAAAGAACAGUAUGUAAUACUCAAACUGUGCCUUGGCGUUUUAAUCAGUUCGUGUAUGCAAUUUCGAAUCUAUUUUUAAACAUAGAACAUCGAGUUAAUUUGUUCUUUAACAUUACCAAAAUGUCAUUUUAUAUAGUUAAUUUAUCUGUAACUAUAAUGCCAUAUUACCGAUUGUAUAUCAUGUAAUCUUUAGAAGAUUCUUAACAAGAAAUAUAGGAAAACAGCGAUUUUUCUAGUUUGUGAUGAUAUUUUCCAAGAAAAUCGUGUUCUUUGUUACUAAGAACUAUAAACUCUAUUUAUGUAACUAAGUAUUGUCGGUAAAAGAUAAAUAAUUAAAAUUUUUUUAACAAACAUGUUGAAGGUCCUGAAAUAUUAUGUAAGUGCAGCAUUGUUCCGUCUUUUAAUACUAUUCAGUAAUAGCUGGAAGAUAAAAAUGCAUUAUUAAUAACAAUGAAUAAAAAUAGACUGGCUUCCAGUAUAAUAUAAAAUAAUUUUACUAGGAACAAAUUUAAAUUUGGGGAAGAUUAUUAUUUUACCAACAUGUUUUAGAAAAUAUUUUAUACAAUCGGGAUUACAAUUGAACUUCUGUAUAGUGUAAAAUGUUAAUGUAUACAUAUACAUGUUGAGAUGAUAAUUAUAAAACACUAACAUUUUCAGCUUAUUUUAAAGUCAUAUUUUAGCAAAAAUUUCAAAACAAAUUCCUAACUUCUUUUAUUAUGAAAAAAGAUUUUUUUUUAUAAAAAAAAAAAAAGAUGCAUUAUUUCUUUCAUUUUUAGAACAAUUAUUUUACACAAAAAAUUAGCUUCAAUUAAUUCUUUUUAUAUUUCAUAAACAGUAAAUUAUUUUUAUAUCUGUACCUAAGUACCUAAUAUUUAUUAAAGAUUUGAUUUAAAUUUUAAUUAGUACACCUGUAUUGCAUAUACACUCAUAAAUUCAUGUCAUUUGUUAUAUUCAUUGUGUAUUUUAUUAAUUUAUUUUGUUAAUCUUAUAAUCUAUAUAGCUUAAACAUAGUUAACAUAGUUUUAGUUAUUUCUUAGGUGCAGGUAAUAUUUAAAAUAUAUUCAUUUAAUUAUAUUGUAACACACAUCAUAUUCAUUAUAUAUAUAUAUAUCUUAUAUUGUCAUAAAUAACAUCUUUUUUUUUAUUUAAAACAAUGCAACAAUCAACUACUGUGCCACAAACACAUGUUGCAUUUUUUUUUUACCAUCUAUUAAUAACUUUAAUCAAUUGUUGAUUAUUAUAGUUUAAAGGUAAUUGUUUAAAAAAAAUAUAUAUAUAUAU